Messenger RNA from Branchiostoma belcheri (Belcher's lancelet), 1804 nucleotides. RefSeq lists its product as uncharacterized. Bases 348 to 1115 code for a protein of 255 amino acids. Lineage: Eukaryota; Metazoa; Chordata; Leptocardii; Amphioxiformes; Branchiostomatidae. The transcript has a single exon. The record is from RefSeq and is a predicted model, not a curated record.
UCCAGGGAUCAUCCACCAAUGCCGCAGGUUAUUGAGCACGCCGAGCUUCCUGAUUGGAGUAACAAGAUGAUGAACAACUCUACGCCCUAAGUGCUGCUAAGUGAAGAUACAGGCGUAUGAUGCUGCAGGUGGAUGGCCCUCAAAGUCACUGCGCGCUCAUGCAUGCUGUACGCGGGGUGAUCGCAGAGGUCCAGAUCUGAUAUCUAAUCGUUUCUGACUGUUGUCGUCCCUUUAGAUGUCAUGUGAGCAGCCUUCAUGAACUGGGGAGCAUCUUGUAUUGUUUUCUGACGCAUCAUGACCCCGGGAGACUCUCCAGCUCUGUCCGGAAAGUGCAUGUCAGAGCGACAAUGUUCACCAACCUGACCACAGAGGUUGCAAAUGUAACGGAUGCCUAUUCACCAACGAUCGACAGAAGCACGGCGGGCUCCUCUAAUGGCGCAGUAACUCUGUCACCAUCGGUCGUUUUCGAAACCCCGUUCUUUCCUUCCUCCACCUUAGCGGAGAAUGUCACGGCCACCCCUGUCAACUUCACCAGCUCGCCUCCUGCCCUCCCGGCCGAUCAGGACAUCACGGAGUACAAGCUGGUCGUGCUGGUCACCGGCGGAAUCGUCAGCGGUUUUACGGUACUCGUCAUCGUGUCGCUGGCACUGACGUUUUGUUUACAGAAAGACCCGUCUGAAAACCAGGCGCUGGACGCGGCUCUCAGCGUCAACAUCGACCCGGAGAAAAUGCUGAACGGCUCCAGGAAGCGAAAACCGUCGCGGAAAGGGCCGGUAUCGCGGCUACAUUCAGACGGGAGUACUGUGCGAUUUUGGAGAAAUUCCAGCGCGAACUCCGGCCGCAGUAUCGAGGAGUUGGGUGAAGAGACGAUCCAGGGAGUGGACAACCUGGGCAUGGAGCCAGUAUCGGAAAUGACCGAAAUGUCUGCCAAACCGGGAAACCAUGAUGAGGACACCAGGAGUUUGUCAGCAGUGAAGGUGGAAAUUUGUGAGCUUAACGGCGAGUCUGUAAAGCAAGGAUCGGACGGGGACAGCGGAGUGAGCAGUACGGGAAGCGGUAGGGCUGCGGAUAAGGAUAGUCGGAGGGUGCUAGGUUGGAUUGAAAGCUAUUUAUAACCAGAUGGGUAGCCUUAUCAUUAACACAAUUUAGCAAUUUGUUUCCAAUACAAUAAGACACAAGACUUGACAAAGAAAUUAAUCUUUUGUCCCAAAUGCCGAUCUCUUGUAUUUGUUACAUGUCUAUAUUACGAGAAAGGUAUGUUACACUCUUUUUAUUUUGUUUAUAAAAUGUACUGAACUUCCAGUAACAUGAAUGGCAUUAUUGAUCUCUCUUGAUGGCUUAAUGUUGGCUGUCCAGAGCCGAUAGAUGACAGGUGUACUAGAGAACAAUAGAAGAGCAUCGGCUCAUUUUACAGUACCCGCUGUUCAAAAUACAUCCUCUCGUGUUACCCGAUGUAAAAACCAUAAAAUAUUCAUGUCGAUGGCUUCCAAUUUUUUUUCUACAUAUGUGAGCCUUUUUGUUGCGCGAGCUGCAAUUGUUCUCUGGAUGUAGAGACACGCCAUCCAUAGUGUACUGUAAACACAGCAGGGGAGAAAUCCGCCUGUGGUUAGGUAGUUGUGAUUAUAAGAAAACAACAACGAAAUGACAUACCCAGCUGUAUUUUACCACAAGGUGAAUGUACAUUUCCUGUAUGAACUUCGCGAGCUUCCAUCUAAAACAGGAUUUACACGUACGUAAAUGACGUCGAUAACAACCUCACCCCGUCCAAUCAACCUCUAAACUCAUACUGUAAUUCCUGAUUUUU